Messenger RNA from Pyricularia grisea, 2426 nucleotides. RefSeq lists its product as uncharacterized. Gene Ontology annotation, biological process: regulation of DNA-templated transcription. The record is from RefSeq and is a predicted model, not a curated record. Gene Ontology annotation, cellular component: nucleus. The coding region runs from base 42 to 2237 and encodes 731 amino acids. Lineage: Eukaryota; Fungi; Ascomycota; Sordariomycetes; Magnaporthales; Pyriculariaceae. Gene Ontology annotation, molecular function: DNA-binding transcription factor activity, RNA polymerase II-specific; transcription cis-regulatory region binding; zinc ion binding. The transcript is spliced from 3 exons.
GAAAAGAAGAAUAAACAAAAAAAAGAAAAUCUUCAAGGAUCAUGAGCGACACAAUCGGUCAGUACCAACAGCCAUCAUCGGCAUCCACCGGAACCGGAGUCGGAGGCGGAGUUGGAAUUGGCAGCACAAACACGAACAAGAACAAAGGUCCCCGAGCAUGUACGACAUGUGCCCGCGCCAAAUCACGCUGCAUCCCCGGGCCCACUCCCGACAUAUGUGAACGGUGUCAUCGCCUGAAGAAACCAUGCGCCUCCCAGACCCCGGCUCCGCCUCGGAAGAGGAAGGAGACGAGGUCCAACAGGGUUGCCGACUUGGAGCGGCGGCUAGAGGAGCUCAAGACGAGACUCCAGCCCGUCGUAGAAGCCCAACAGCAGCAACAACAAGGACAAUAUCAAGAAACACAACAGCAGCAGCUGAACGGGCGGCAACAAUCAUCACCGCCCCGCUCGGUUCAAAGCCCACAGAGUGACAUACGGCGACAAUCAGCAGCCGGCAUCGUUGGCCAAAAUGAUAUGGGUCACGUCUUUCCUAGCGCUUCCGACCCUUUCCAGGCACCAUCCUUUACGACAUCAUCGACCUUUGGAUCAAGGCCAGGGGCUGAGCACCAGAGUGCUUCUGCUUCGACGGCGUCGGGGAAUGAUGAUACUAAUUCCGAUAAUGGGGCAUAUUCUGGCGCCCCAAGGGUUUCGAGCGAGAUUGACUGGCCGGACGGGCAACGGGCAGCCACCUUGGUCCAACUGUAUCGCUCUCAGCUCGCAGAGCUUUUCCCCUUUGUGGUGAUCCCAUCCGACCUCAACCCCAAGGAUAGACCCUUUUUGUGGAAGGCUGUCAUCAUGGCUGCCUCCUUUACUGACGGCCUGGAGCAAAACUUAUAUGGAUCUCGACUUCUCAGCGACAUUGCCAUCACGGCAUUUAUACAACCUGAAAAGUCACUCGAUCUCCUCCAGGGCCUUCAGCUCCUACUAUCUUGGUACAACUUCAACAUGAACAGCUUUCAGAUAACGAAUCUCAUCUUCUUGGCCCGGUCAAUAUGUGUUUCUCUGGGCACCGGGGAGGGGCCUUCGUUGUCGCCUCUGCAGCCUUUAGGUAGCAUGGCAAGCGACCCCCUUGCACCCGUGUCGUUGGAGAAAAUGCGAGCUUUCGCAGGAACAUACUACUUGGUCACAAGUGCAUUCACCACCAAUAAAAAGCCCGACGAACUAAUGAAUACUUCUUACCUCGACUUUUGCUGCCUAACUCUCGAGAGCAGGAUGGAGUAUCCUACGGACGAAAUGGUUGUAAAUCUAGUCAAGGUCCAACAACUGGCACAGUCAAUCUCCAUAUCGCUAGCACUACGCAACGAUAGCAACUUCUCUAGGUCUAUUGAAUACCAACUGCCGCCGCUAGAUGAUGUCGUCAGAAGCUUCCAGCAGCAACUGCAAGUAUUUGAGCAGAUGCUGCCCGAAAACGUCAAAAACCAGCAGCUUUUCAUGGGACACUUCCGCGUUGCCCAGAUACUACUGUUUGAAGUUGGUCUCAACGAAAAGGCGGCCUCAGAGCUCGUACAAGUCAGCCGCACGGAGCUCCUAUGGUGCUGCCUUACUGCUUGUCGUGAGUUCAUGACAUUGCGAUUUGCACAUCAAGACAUGGAAGAGGUCCCAGUGGAGGGCGAGCCGCCGUCAGACUGCAAGCCGCGUAUGACGAGCCUCGCAGCGGCCGACUUUGUCUACACCUUUAUGAUUAUCGUCAAACUCCUGAUGCUUCAGGCUCCCGGCUGGGAUCUGGACGCCGCGCGAUCCGAGAUAGACUUGGAGGGGAUCAUUGAUAGGCAGAUGAGGCAGAUCGAUGCCAUCAUCGUAUUCCGCCGCCGCGCCGGGGACGGCGUGCCAUUGACGUCUUCAGUAACACGCUACUGCCGCCAACCCCAACAGCCGCUGACUUCGAGCAUCGAAGCCUCGACCGCUUCGAUACCGCCAAAGGAGGAUCCCUUCGAGAUGCUUCGAUACCGGCUCAAAGAGCUGAAGGAAAUAUUGGCUCGCGAGGCCCCUGGAAUAUUCCCUCAGAGGGCUGCGAGCUCGACCUCUCCAGAAAACCUGGCCGUUCUCUUGGGUUUCGGGAACGACAUGGCCGUUCCCGACACCAUCAUGACGGACAUGAACAUGGAGUCUUGGGCCUAUCUGCUCACAGCCGAUGAUGGCUGGGACGCCUCGAAUAUGAUGCCAUAUUGGAACACGAUGGAUAAUAGGGGGAUGAGAUGAUGAAUGAAAUACAUGACUUUCAAAUUUGAUCCUGAGUUUUUAUAUGAGUAAUUCUGUCUCUGGGGCCUGAUGGAUGGGCUAGGAUUCAAUACUUGUAGCACUUGUAAUCUAUACCUACCUUAGCUGUAUGGUGUGACACAGUUGAGCGAACGAUUGCGACUUGAUGUGUCAAGGAGAAACGUUUACUAA